Messenger RNA from Trichogramma pretiosum, 1281 nucleotides. RefSeq lists its product as uncharacterized. The transcript is spliced from 2 exons. Lineage: Eukaryota; Metazoa; Arthropoda; Insecta; Hymenoptera; Trichogrammatidae. Bases 280 to 1119 code for a protein of 279 amino acids. The record is from RefSeq and is a predicted model, not a curated record.
ACGUAGUAUACAGAAAUGUCCGAGGCAAAGGUUUCCCUUUACUUACCCGUGUAUAUGUAUAUAUCUGUAUAUUGUAGAGAGGACUUAAGCUCGGAGCAUUAUUUAAAUCCAAGAUUAAUACCGGUUGACUUUUUAUUCCGAUCGAGCGAGCGGCACUACUAAUACUCGCCCCGGGAUUAUAAUAUCGCGCGAUAUCUUUAUAUAGGAUAUAUAAGCUUCGUGCCAAAUCUGGCCCCGGUAUAAAGCAGUGGUCGAAGAUCGUAAAAGCUGCUGAGAGAAAUGGAGAACGGCGUCUUCACGAAGCCGAUGGUGUGCGAGGAUGACGUUUACUUCGAUUCGUGCGAGUCGUUGAUUUUCACCGACGAUAACGACAGCACCAUCAACAAUAAUAACAUCAACAACAACAGCAUCGACCGAGUUUUCCCCCUCUCGGCGAAGACGUUCAAUUUAUUGAAAACGAUCGUACACGAGUUCGACGACUGUCACUGCCGGAGCCCCUUGUGCGACGUAAGAGUCUCGGAAAUAAUUAAACACUUCGAGAACAUAGCCGGGAACGACGUCAACGAGGCCGAGACGACGAGAGUUGACCGAGGAUCGUUGGCCUGCACGGUCAAGAGGCUGAUUGGGUUUUACCAAUCGAAGCUUCUUAAAACCGGUGUCGGUACUUCUUGCCCGAGCUUCGUGCAUAAAAAUCGAACAUCUGCAGCUGCUGCUACUUCGGCCAAGAGCCCGAGAUGCCGGACGCCGAGGCGUAGAACACCGAGACGCCUCGCGCAGUCGUCGCAACGAUCUAACUCGCCGAGACUCUCGACUGCUGCUUCUGCGUCGUUGUCGUCGUCGUCGCCGAUAUACGCCAAGAAAGAAAGUCCACGAAGGUCCAGGCUCGAUCUAGACCGGUCAACCAUCAGCGUGUGUCGUAGAUCGCUCAAUUACCUUCCCACGCCAGAGAAGGCCGCGAUUCGACCGGUCUCGGAGAUUCGAAAGUGUUUUUCGCCCGGACUGAAGAAGCAACAACAGCAGCAACAGAAGCAGAGGAAGCUUUGCGAUGUUCAUCAAAGCACCCAAGUACCAAGUAUCGUUGUUAACGAUUCUUCGACGGGAAAGGAAGAGAUCGUUUAAAUAAUUACUCGUAAAUUUUGUUUCGUUAUGUUUUGUUUUUAUAAUUGUUGUGUUUACUUCAAGUGGUCUAACCACGAUAAUCGAUUGUCAAACAAUCGUAUUAUUUUCUGAUAAUUUGUAUGUUUUUUUAAUUAAAUACCGACUGUUAUAUUUGUGACCAUA